This is a messenger RNA of Fragaria vesca subsp. vesca, 673 nucleotides long. RefSeq lists its product as uncharacterized. NCBI's taxonomy places the organism in Eukaryota, Viridiplantae, Streptophyta, Magnoliopsida, Rosales, Rosaceae. The record is from RefSeq and is a predicted model, not a curated record. The transcript is spliced from 6 exons. Bases 248 to 673 code for a protein of 141 amino acids.
CAUCUUGUUAUCUAUACACCUGUCUCACCAUCGGAGCAACCUCAGAAGAAGAGGGAAAAGAGAGGGGUACAUGUCGAGAUUAUUGACCUGAAGGCAGAUGCAGUUAAUGCACCAAUCCAGUUGAAGAUGUUGUACAUGUGGGGUGCAGAUGAGCUCAAAAAUGAUAAGAGUCUUGAGUUUUUUUAUUGAGCCUGAGGUGUUUGGAUACACUUGAAAAUCAUGGAUAUUUGAUUCUGAUUUGCACAGAAUGGCAAGCAUGACAGAGAUUACUGGGAACUGCAUAGUGGCAUAUCAAAGUCAGCAUUGGAUGCUUACUGUUGUGGAGCCGAAAAAAGAAGAGGUGUAUUACAUGGAUCCCCUGAGGAGGCGGUUACCUAUAGCCUCGACAGAAUGGAAGUCUGUUAUCAAUAGUGCAAUAGCCAAGUAUAAUACAGAAAAGAGCAGGCCAAGCCUAAAUGCAGUUGCUUGGAAGAACCUUGGGGGUGUUCCUCACCAACCCGACCACAUUCAAUGCGGCUUUUAUGUCAUGCGGUUCAUGCGAGAUAUCAUACAUGAUCAGGAUCAUUCUUUUGUGACAAAGUGGGACAAGAGAAACAAACUUGUCUACACCCAAGAUGAUUUAGAUGUGUUAAGGAAUGAGUGGGCAAAGUUCAUCAUCAGCAAAUACUUGUAG